Adelges cooleyi (spruce gall adelgid) is the source of this 1545-nucleotide messenger RNA. RefSeq names its product protein vestigial-like. Gene Ontology annotation, biological process: regulation of transcription by RNA polymerase II. Gene Ontology annotation, molecular function: ATP binding. The record is from RefSeq and is a predicted model, not a curated record. Lineage: Eukaryota; Metazoa; Arthropoda; Insecta; Hemiptera; Adelgidae. The transcript is spliced from 6 exons. Gene Ontology annotation, cellular component: nucleus. Bases 424 to 1479 code for a protein of 351 amino acids.
CACAACAGUGUCGCUCACGCAUCGAGUCGCACGCACUCGUCUCGUCGAACCAAAAAGUUUUUUUUAAAAAAUACCAAUUUUUUUUUAUCAAACCAACUCGGUGUUCAAUUCGUAUACACUUUAAAGCGGCAACUGUUUUGUGCGUUUCCGUCCGCCACACAACGUACCUAGUAUAGGUGUAGGUACAGUAAUAUUGCUUAUUUAUUAUUGCCAUCGAUCGCCCGUGGGAGUGUUCGAAACCGGUGCGAGAAUAAACAAUUUUUUUACCGCCGUGUGUGUAGUUGUGCGCCGACUUUUUUAUAUAGCGAUAUUUUCGACAUACUCGCGACACGACAAUUGGCAUAAUUGUUAUAUUUUACUCGGUAAUACCGACCAGAGUACACGUACGUUGUAAAUGAGCCGGGCGCGCACCGAGUGCGGACUAUGAGCUGCACAGAGGUGAUGUAUCAGGCGUAUUAUCCGUAUUUAUACCAGAGAUCGUCGGGCACGGCCGCCCCGCCGUCCAGGGCGCCGCAUCACCAUUUCGCGCCGUUCACUCACCAAUAUGACCGGUUGAGAGCUUUGGAAUCGCAUCAGCAACCGUCUACGUCUUCGCCUUUGGGAGGAAGCGAUUCGCCAGCCAACCGUUGGACGACCAUUGCAGAGCAUACAGACUCUCACCAUAGCAGCGUCGGUUCUGGAGCAUCUAGUGUGGGUCCAGUGGGCGGUAUUGCGAGUCCGGCAUCAUCGCCAGCCACGGCCAACAGUACCGCUGUAGUGCACAAGGAGGAAGACACGUCCAGAGAUGAUGUGCGCACAGAGAUGGACGAGGACGAAGACAACCCGGACGAUUCCAGGACGAGGGACAGGCGGACCGCGGCACACGCGCAGUACCUGUCCGUCAACUGUGUGGUGUUCACCCAUUACACGGGCGACGUUGCUUCUGUGGUGGACGAACACUUUUCCAGGGCGUUGAACGCAGAACAGAAGCUACAGAACAACUCCCACCAAACGUCGACCAAAGACUCUUCCCCGAUGUCGUCAAGAAAUUUCCCGGCGUCGUUUUGGAAUAGCAACUAUCACUCGCAUCACUCCACUAGUCAGGUGUACCAUCCCGAAACGGUAUACCAUCACCACGGCACCGCCGGCAAUCCGGCAGAUCCUUGGCAGACCCACUACCAACAGUAUACGGCAGCUGCCGCCCACCACCAUCACAGAGCCGUACACGAGUAUCACCAUCACCACAACAUGGCCGCCCAGUACGGCAGUCUUUUAUUACCACCGCCAACUUCUCGGCUAGCACCUCCACCGCCACCGCCACCGCCACCAUCUAGUCACCCUCACCCACACCAAUACCACAGCAAAGCCGGCAUGGACCCGUGGCCCAACACCGCCCACCAUCCGGCCCUGGAUACCGGAGCUUCCUAUUCGUCUUAUCCUACUGUCCCAGGACUAGAAGCACAAGUGCAAGAAACGUCUAAAGACCUUUACUGGUUUUGAAGAAAACGUAAUAUUCCAAACAAGAAAUGUAAUUUUUUUUUUUUUUUAUUGACAAAUUUUGAAAAA